This is a messenger RNA of Chenopodium quinoa (quinoa), 2453 nucleotides long. RefSeq names its product putative F-box protein At1g58310. Gene Ontology annotation, molecular function: protein binding. The coding region runs from base 363 to 1229 and encodes 288 amino acids. Lineage: Eukaryota; Viridiplantae; Streptophyta; Magnoliopsida; Caryophyllales; Amaranthaceae. The transcript is spliced from 4 exons. The record is from RefSeq and is a predicted model, not a curated record.
UUUACCACUAUCCGGAGUUAUACUCAACUCAAGGGGUAGCAUCUUUAUACUCAGACAGAAGCGAUCCUGCUUCCUCCUUAACAAAUCCCAAAUUCUCAAAAUUUCUGCUCUUAAUUUUUUCAAUCAAUUGAUUUUCCCUACCUUUAGUCUUUCUUCAUUUCAUUCAACUAUUACAAAUUCAAGCUGAUCAAUUGUAGAUGAUGAAGGAGAAACCCCCAAUUUAAGGUUGCAUCAAUGCGCAUCAAUUUAGACCUUAAUUGCUGAUUCUAACCCUAGCAAAAAAUUAAGUUACUUUGUUGUUGUCUUUGAAGUUGCAGUUCUGACAAUCAAUGGCUUGUUGAGUAUCAUCAAACUAUCAAAGCAUGGAUCAUAUAAGUAAUUUGCCUGAUGCAAUUAUUAGCUAUAUUCUAUCUUUUCUCUCUACGAAGUCUGCUGUGAAGACAUGUAUUUUAUCGAAAAGAUGGCAGUAUGUCUGGACUAAAGUCCCUGCACUCGACAUUACUGAAAUGCCGCAUUCACGUAGAUACCUGAGUGAUGAGCAGCAAAUUCAUUUCAAGAAUUUCGUGAAUAAGGUUUUACUUCAAAAUGAUGUAUCCUGUCUGCAAUGUUUUACCCUCAGAACCUAUUCUGAGUAUGAUUAUGACUGUAUUGAGUCAUGGUUGAGAGCUGUAGAAGGGCGUGAGUUUUGUGAGCUCAAUGUAAAGCUUCAUUGCCCCAGGACUUUUUACUUGCCUAGACAGUUUCUUUCCGGUCAGAAACUUGUGGUUUUAAAACUAGAAGGGUUUAUGAUUAGUAAUAUGGGGCAUUCUUUCCAUCUUCCAAACCUUGAGAUCAUCCAUUUAGUUUCCGUUCUGUUUGAUGGCGAUCUAUUUCUAAAGAGUUUGGUGUUGGAUUGUACUGCUCUUAAGGAGCUGCUUAUUGAUGGAUGUUAUGGUUUUGAGGAAACACUCUAUGUGGAGUCUUCGACCUUAGAGUCUUUAGAAAUAAAAGAAUGCAUGAUUAAAGAAUGCGCAAUUGAUCGCAGUAAUUAUGUGUUACCUUUUAUACGCAUACAAACCCCAAAUCUUAGGUACCUCAGUCUCCAAGACGCGCUGGCUAAUUAUAACAUCGGUGAACUAAAGUUGCUCACUGAGGCAAAUCUUGAUCUCUGGGAUAGUGAAGGUUAUGAUGAAAUUGAACAUCUUGCACUUCAGCUUAUUGAAAAGAUUUCUGGAGUAAAAUCUCUGUGAUUAGGAAGAACUGAUGUUGUUUGUUGUUUUGAAGAUGCUAUACCAAACUUUGAAAACUUGAUUGAGUUGAAGCUUGCCGCUGAUUUUGUUAUCCAUGAGCUGUUAGAAAGUACUCCUAAGCUGAAAUCUUUGAUCAUUGAGGAAGUAGAUUGUGUUGGUGAGAGUUUUUAUUCCAAAGUUGCGCCUGGUUGUAUGUCAUGUCUUGAAAAUGUUGAAAUUGUCUUGGAUAAAAGACAUCAUAUCAGAUUGGCAGAGUAUAUAUUGAAAGUUUCUACCGCCUUGAAGAAGAUGACAAUCUACUUGCAUCCUACGACUAUAAAGAGGGGGAGAGCUGUUUAUCAAAGUUUAUUGAAUCUUCCAAGAUCCUCACCAAUCUGCCAAGUUAAAGUUGUCCAUCUUGAUUGAUAGGUAUUGUUGAGCUAAACUUUUCAAGAAGUUCACUAUUAGAGCUUCAAGUUUUCGCGUAGUUUUCACCAUAUUUGAUGAUUGGACGGACUGUUAGAGCAGUAAAUUUGAAAUGCAGGCUGAGCAUUGAAAUCUAUUGGAAACAUGAAGACUUGUUAAGCACAGCCUACACAGGAGUAAAAGUAUGUUCCAUAUGCAUAUUGGAUGAUAUUGCAUCUUAUAUAUUCUGUGAAAAAAACAAUUGAAGUAAUCUUUCCCAUUUUUUUUCUUUACUUUUGAACUUUGUUUGAUUUGUAUCAAAUUCAUUACUCUGAACUUCUGAAACUAGUUUAUUGUUUAUCUUAUCAUUGCCAUUCUUCUGAUGCAAAUUAUGUGUUGUGGCUAAAACUUUAAUUUCGUCUAUAAUUUUAUCUCUACUUGUAUGUCUUUUGCCUUCUCAUAAUUUGUAUUACGUAUUCGUUUUCCUUGGAAUAAAUCAAUUUCCUCUUCUAAAUUUGGAUACUAGUGUAAUUUACUUUGGUGUAUUUGGGGCUUGAAAGGAUCACAAUGGUAAUGGAAUGAACACAAUAAUACUCUAGAAGGGGGGGUUGAAUAGAGUAUGGGCAAUUUUUGCAAAACAAAUAUGUCAAGGUCUUAAGAUUAGUUUCAGGGCGGAAUAAACUAAUCUCAGUUUUAAAUUCAAAGCUUUGAAAACAGUUUAUAAAAUAAAAUUGAUUUACUUAUCAGAGUCCAGGCUUGAGGCUUUGACACUUAGACAGAAUGUAAUUUACGAAUUAAGCAAAAAUAAAUGCGAGUAAAGUAAAAAAAAAAAAAAAAAAA